AUGGUUUUGCUUAUUUGCAGUCAUUUCGACACUUUGAAAUUGAACUUGCAUUAUGGAGGACUUAUGGAGAUAAUCGGUGGUAGAUUCAGUUACAAUGGAGGAGCUUCGAAGCAGGGCAUUGUUGUUGAUCCUGAUUUGAUGACCUGGUCGUGUUUUGAUGGCUACUGUGAGGAGUUUUCGAUAGAAGGUGGUUUAGUGGAGCGAGUUUGGUGGAAGCUCCAUCACGAGAGCAUGGAUACACUGAAGUGUAUUGGUGUCGUGGCAAGUGACUCAGAGCUUAUGAGAAUGUGUAGUCAGGCUAUGUCAACUUGUCGUGAAGUUGAUGUGUUCAUCGAGCAAGAGGAAAAGGGAAAAGAUGGUGAGGAGGCUGAUGUCAAUUUGGAACAGUCUGCUGCUGUUGAAACUGAGAGCGAGAAGGCUCUUUCUGCUGAGAGCGAGAAGGCUCCUUCUGCUGAGGAGAAUGAAAGCGAGAUUGGUGAGGGUGAAAGCGAGGAGGCUGAGGAGAAUCAAAGCCAGGAGGCUGAGGAGAAUCAAAGUCAAAGCGAGGAGGCUGAGGAGAAUCAAAGCGAGGCUGCUGCAGAUGAAAGCGAUAAGGAUGCUGGAAAUGAAAGCGAGAUUGAUAGCGAGAAAGAGGAAGCUUUGAGGGAAGCUAAGAGGAAAAAGGAUAAAAAAGGUAAAUCUAAGGUUUUGGAAGAUGAAGAAGACAUUGGUGCGCGAUAUGAUAUGGAGAUUGAGGAUGCUGUAGCUAGUUUUGUUGAUGAGGAAGUAGAUUUCAGAAGGACAAUUCUAGAGAGUUCAGAUAGUGAAGAAGAAGAUGAUUUGGCUUUGAGAAAGAGACGAAUGAAGAGAGAUGCUCAGGUUGAUAAGUUAGCUCUAGGAGCUACUUUUUGGUCAGGUUAUGAGUUCAAGGAAGCCGUUUUGGAUUAUGCUUUGGCGAAUGCAAAGAAUAUUGAGCAAAAUAGAUGGGACAAGACGAAGAUUGGAUACAAAUGUGGUGAAGGAGGAAAAUGCAAGUGGAAGCUUUAUUGCUCGUAUGAUGAGCCGCAUGGGAAGUGGGUUAUAAAGACAAAGUGUGGAUAUCACAGCUGCACGCCUAAAGGAGAUGCAAGAUGCUUAAAGCUCCAGUCAUUGCAAAGCUUUUCUUGCACAAGUUGA
Microthlaspi erraticum is the source of this 1155-nucleotide messenger RNA. Lineage: Eukaryota; Viridiplantae; Streptophyta; Magnoliopsida; Brassicales; Brassicaceae. The record is from the annotation of a GenBank genome assembly.